Molecule: messenger RNA, 1368 nt
Organism: Meleagris gallopavo (turkey)
Lineage: Eukaryota; Metazoa; Chordata; Aves; Galliformes; Phasianidae
Source: RefSeq, a predicted model, not a curated record
ACUGCCCGCCGGCACCCGGAGCCGCCGCUGCGUGUAGUGAGGCGGUGCCUCCCGGAGGGCGGCUGUUUGGUGCUGGGGGGACUAUUGCCUAAGGAGGAAUUAAUGCGGCUAAAUUCGAAGUCACAGCUGAGGCUUAUAGAUAUGUAAACAUAUAUAUGUGAUUACACGUCUGUUUAUAAAGGCGCUUUUGAGGCCGUCAUAAUGAGAAACCAAGAAAUUUCAGCUUGCCUAGGGAAUGUUUCUUACGCAGAUGUACGGCACUGUGCAGGCUGUGAUGCUGCAGCCGGAUCCCAGUGCUUUGGGAAGAUUAAACGUGGUCUCCCCCAAGGCAGAGACCCCCAGGCUGUGCCCCCAGCUGCAGGCCUGCAGGCACAGACGAUGCACAACACUGCAGAGGAGCGCUGCACAGAGAGAUCAGUGCUUGCCCAGCCAACAUUUGUGUUUGGAAAGAAGGACCAUCCUUUGAAGCGACCUGCUGAAGAUCCAGUUUGCAAAGCUGAAAAUGAUUUCAUCUGUUCUUCCAAAAAACGUGCAAGAUCAUCAUCUUGUAUUUUCCAGAAUUCCGGCUCAAAGUCUAACAUAGAUACAACGCUUGCUGAGAAAAGAGGGAGAUCAUCUUCCUUUACCAUUCUUCCUAGAUUCCCUCCCUCCCAGCCAGCAAGGAAGAGCAACAUAUUCAUGACCUCAGCUCUUCUUCAACGAAACAUUGACGUGGAAAGUACAAAAGAAGGUUCGUUGUCAGAAAGUCAGCUGCGGAAUGUUAUUAGACCUGCCAUUUUACAACCCCCACAAGCCCUGACCUGUCCUGAAAAUCCUGCAGUGUCUCUAGUGACUAAGAAAGAAGCACAUACUCAGUUAUCUGAAGACAACUCUUAUUCCUCAUCUGAGAAUUCAGCAGGUUCCAGAGCAGCAGCAAAGUCAUCUAGUGCUGUGAAUAUUUCUAGCUCUAAAACAGCACGAAUUCAAUUAUUAGAAGACGGAAGUGUUCUAAGCAGCAACAAUUCUGGUUUUGUGUUUGGAGAAAACAUGGUUGAGAGAGUUGUGAGCCCUGAAAAGCAUUCCUUGUCAUGCAAUGAAGUUGAUUCAUACAAAAGAGAAAUAACAUCACUUUAUGUAGAAUCUUUUCAUGUAACAAAAACAGCUUUGUUGAGGAAUGCAACACAGACUGAGCCAGCAGCUGCUCAUAUUUCCAAGCCAGGGGAGAAAAUUCUGUUAGAUAAAGUUGAAGUUAUAACUGGAGAAGAAGAAGAACACAAUGUACUACAGUGGAAUGGGAUUUUAUGUCUUGUUCCUCCUCCUGCAUAUGAGAAAAUGAGGAUUGAGUUGAAAGAUGCUACCUUGCCACCAGAAGAACAAAACUCCUUAUAG